AUGGCGUUUCAAGAACCGGCCCUCACGGCCGACUACGGCCUGGCCAAACGAAUCUCGCCCAAAAAGGUGGGCCUGGGUCAUCUCGUCCAAGAGAAGCAGAAUCUGCUGUGGGCCAAGUCUUCGGCCAGCGCUGCCGACGUCAUGCAGCUUCUGCAGAGCAACGGUCUCGUAGCGCUGCCCAUCUACGACGAAAAGCGCAAGAAGUUCAUCGGCGUUGCACACAUCUUUGACGUCACCAUGGCGCUACUCGAUGGCAGCCAAGGCGCAGUCGAUGAGCCCAAGAACAUCGUAUCGAGCGAAGCGGUCAUCAAGAGGGCCACCGAACGUGCGUCGCAAUCGAUUGGCGACCUCCUCUUCAACGAUGUCACCGAGUGCAUGGUCUGCUUCCACUGCGCCGAUCCGAUCGAGAAGGCCAUCAAGCCCCUCAACGCGGUACCCCACCACGUACUCGUCACGAUGACCAACGAGCAGGAGGAGAACGAGGAGCAGCUCGAGGCCGGUGGCGUCGUCGAGGGCCGCUACCGUCUGCUGUCGCAGACCGACGUCGUACGUUUCCUCUCGCGCCAUCAGCACGAGCUCGAGAGGGAGCUCCUCGAUCGCGUACUACUCGCCACCAUCGACGAGCUGGGCCUGGUCGCCGACCGGCCCGUCGUUUCCUGCUUCCCCGCCGAAGGCAAGCUCGCCCUCGACGCUUUCAACGAGAUGAAGGAGAACAAGGUGUCGGCGGUGGGCGUGUGCGAGAAGGGGACGGGCAGGCUGCUCUACAACCUGGCGGCGUCGGACCUGCGGGGCAUGACGGUGCAGAAGAUGCACCUGCUCCUGAGGCCGGUGCCCGAGUUCCUGAGCCAGCUGGGCAGCCGCAAGCUCAUCUUCCCCAUCACCGCGCAACCGGAGACUCGCGUCAGAGACCUGCUCGAGAACCUGCUUGCUGGCCGUUCGCAUAGGGCGUACGUGAUCGAUGAUCAGCAGAGGCCCAUCGCCGUCAUCUCCUACACCGACAUUCUCAGCAAGAUCAUCCCCUAG
Molecule: messenger RNA, 1023 nt
Organism: Acanthamoeba castellanii str. Neff
Lineage: Eukaryota; Discosea; Longamoebia; Acanthamoebidae
Product: CBS domain containing protein
Exons: 3
Coding region: 1-1023 (340 amino acids)
Source: RefSeq, a predicted model, not a curated record